UGCGCUGUGAAACAGUACCCGGAUAAUGACGUAAACAAGAUGGCUGCGCAGUGGUGUUUAUCUUAUUGAUUCACACGCACUGAUCACAGAAAUAAAACAGUCAUUUGUAUUCCACGCAGUUUAUUUUCAGCAACGAUUAUAUUCAUAACAGCAUUCCUCUGAUUUUUCCGAGUUUUGUUGCGGUCGGAAGGACCACAUUUGGAAGACAAUCUAAUAUCAACAUGUCUGCCAAAGUGGACACUGUGGAGAGAAGUGAGUCAAGUACAAAAAGCAGAAGUAGUUCUCACAGCAGAGGAAGAGACAACCGGAAACGAGCAAGAAGCCGAAGCCGAUCAUCCUCAUCAUCUUCCAGUUCUUCAUCUUCCUCCUCCUCCUCCUCCUCCUCCUCUUCUUCACAUUCUUCAUCCAGCAAUUCAUCAUCACAUAGCAACUCCAGCUCCAGUAGCUCAGAUCCUUGCAAAAAACGACGAAAAUCUUCGAAGAAAAGGAAAGAUAAUCACGGCAAAAAGAAAGGAAAAAAAGAGAAAACGCAUAAGCGGAAGAAGGAAAAGGGACACAAAGAGCAGGACGACAGCUUUGGACCUGUUCAAAUUUCAAAGUAUCUUAAGGAAAAGAAGAAAACUGGCAAGUUCAGUAUGAUUUCAGGGAAAAAGAUUAAAAUGAAAGUGAAAAAAUCAAAGAAGGACAAGCAGAGGGACAAAAACAGAGCUGAACUGCUGGAGUUCUUAAACUCAACUUUCUGAUUCAGUUCAUUAUUCACCUGGCCGCCACUCAGGGAAGGACUAUCUUCAACUAUUAAUGGGUUUGCCUGAUGUUAUACAUUGACAGUUCCUUACCAUAAACUAUGUGGAUGGUUGUCCUCCUUUUUUUUAAUUCCAGACUGUGUCCUGAAAUACUUAUUUUACGUCUGAUUAACUGUAUCCUAUAAGGACUGUAGCUUGGAUGUAACGUUGUUACAUGUUACUGAAAUUGUCAAAAAACAUGAAGGUUGUAUAUCUAAAAAACUAUUCAAAUUUGAAACAACAUAGUAGUCAUGUUGUUCCAGUGGCGUGUUUCUUGUUAUCCCAUGAUAAUCUGUGUAUUUAUUGUGCUGAGCCAAAUGCAGAAGCACCACUAGCGGGUAGUUGAAAGCUUACGAUCUUCCUUUGUGAGACACGUGCAUCUGACAUAACUCAUGACAAUGCUGUUAAAUAAAUUUCCAGUUUGUGUCCUUUA
This is a messenger RNA of Cyprinus carpio (common carp), 1215 nucleotides long. RefSeq lists its product as uncharacterized. The record is from RefSeq and is a predicted model, not a curated record. Lineage: Eukaryota; Metazoa; Chordata; Actinopteri; Cypriniformes; Cyprinidae.